Molecule: messenger RNA, 1116 nt
Organism: Dothidotthia symphoricarpi CBS 119687
Lineage: Eukaryota; Fungi; Ascomycota; Dothideomycetes; Pleosporales; Dothidotthiaceae
Exons: 1
Coding region: 115-729 (204 amino acids)
Biological process (GO): regulation of transcription by RNA polymerase II
Cellular component (GO): mediator complex
Molecular function (GO): transcription coregulator activity
Source: RefSeq, a predicted model, not a curated record
AUUGAACACUCACAUUACUGUCGCGUUGCUUGACCACCUGACCGUUCGAGUCGCGGAGAUACCCACCUCCAACACACAUCCCACGAAACCUUCCCUAUCUCAGCUAUCUCCACAAUGUCUACCGACACUCCCCAGCAAGCUACCGCGCAGCCCGACGUACCCUCCGCGCCCUCCUCCCAACAAGCCCCAAACCCGCAAGAAGCGCAAACCUACCGCCAAACCGCCGCCUCCAACAUCCGCCACCUCAGCCGCCUAAACGAGCACCUCCCCACAAUGCUGACCUACUUCGCAACCGCCCUGACCCAGCUCACCACCUCGCCCAUCCACACAGAGAAGCAACAAAACCAACCCGACAGCGUCCUCGCGCGCCAGGUCGCCCUUCGAGAAGCAAUGGGCACCGUCAUGAUGAUGACGAAUAUCCUGCGCGAGGAGCUCAUCACCCAGAUUGAGGAGCUGGAGAAGCACGGCGUUAUACCUGCAGCGCAUCAGCGCUUUACGGCUGCACAGCCCCGCGCUGUGGAUGGUCAGGAGGACAGGCCGAGAGAUUCAGAGGCUGGGGUUAAGAAUGGGGGGUAUGGCGAUUUUGAUGUGGGGGUGUUGAAUGCGAGGGCUGCGUCGGGUCAGGUGGGUGGGGAGGAUGCGUUGAAUAGGCUGAAGGCGGUGCUGGAGGAUCUUACGAAGAGGAGUGGGGGGGAUGUGAAUGGGGAAGACAUGGCUGUCGAUGGCUGAAGGAGGGGGGAGACGGAGGAAAGUCGAGAACACAUGAUACCCCGAGCCAGACUGGGCUUGAGCGCAGAGCAGACGGACAGCGAAAGCAUCCAAGUCGCACUGCAACGGCAAGUCGGAGUGAGCGUUUGAGUAGAGUCGAGAGACUUGAAAAAGACGUGCAAAAGGUACUGUAGUGCUUUGCAUAGGCUCAGUCAUGACGGCCGUGCUUCGUCUGCACCUACAUGGCCCAAGGCAAGCAAUGCGAGGAAGAAGACAUGAUCAUAAACGAGAAGGGGCAUGGGCGAAAGAACUUACCGUAACCACAUGAACCCAGCAAGACACGUAGACGAACGAACAACUCACGUAUUGGUGUCACGCUACAUGCUCUGUAAAUGCAAUCGAUGAACA